Scheffersomyces stipitis CBS 6054 is the source of this 2216-nucleotide messenger RNA. It is a transcript of the gene HGT20, whose product is annotated as Hgt20p. Gene Ontology annotation, molecular function: hexose transmembrane transporter activity. NCBI's taxonomy places the organism in Eukaryota, Fungi, Ascomycota, Pichiomycetes, Serinales, Debaryomycetaceae. Gene Ontology annotation, cellular component: membrane. The coding region runs from base 545 to 2053 and encodes 502 amino acids. The transcript has 2 exons. The record is from RefSeq and is a predicted model, not a curated record. Gene Ontology annotation, biological process: monosaccharide transmembrane transport.
AACUUCCGCUUACGCAAAUAGUACAGCUAAUUUGUGCUCUCAUUCUGGAAUUGUCCUUCUUUCAGAUCAUUAAAACUCCCUACAUGCUAUCACAUAAAUUUCAGUGGAAUUACAUUCAAUCUAUUGAUCCUCCGGUCCAUAGAGACCGGGAUGCCGGUUACUAACUUUCUCACUGGAAUUGGAAAUUUCUGAAGGGGUUUCUUUUUCGCGCGCUCCGACUUUUUUCUUCUACACCUUAUCUCUUCGCUUAUCGGGUGAAAAAAAUUUGAUCCAGAUCCUUUGCUGUUGCUGGUGGUUAUAAGUACAAGCCAAAAGGCGGAGAUAGACAAAAAGCAGUCAUAAUUGGUUCUGUUGACUCCAAUCUUCAGACAUUGCACAUCUUAUAUCGCAGUCUCUAUUGAUUCCAGUAGACUUCUAGCUCAUAAUUUCUUGAAUCUUCCAUCUCAUCAUCUCCCCAGCAAAUUUCAACAACAGCAAUAUAAUCAGUUUCUACAGCAUUUAUACCCUUGAAUCCACAUUCAGCUAAUAAACUAUAUUGUCAAAUAUGCACGGCCCAACUUCUGUCCACAAUUUCCUUGACAAAAGGCAUCUGGUAACAUUCCACUUGGGCUGGUCCACUGCCAUUGUCUGCUUGGGUACCUUACAGUUUGGAUACCAUUUGGCUGAACUAAAUGCCCCUGUAGACAUCUUGUCGUGCAAAUUCCACAAGCCGGGACCGCAGCCAAGCUACAAGCACACCUUCUGGGGCCAUAAUGACUUCAAACAAUGUAUCCCCAUGUCUGAAGAAGGCAUCGCGUUGAUCACCACCAUGUUCACUGUAGGAGGGUUGGUCUCCUCGAGCAUUUUGGGCUCGACUUCCAUUUCUUCUACUUACGGAAGAAAACAUACAUGUCAAUUCAAUGCUAUUUGCUACUUUAUUGGCUCUACCAUAAUGAUGUUGGCCAACUCAGCUCUUAUGCUUAAUGUAGGCAGAUUCUUGAACGGAAUUGCUGCUGGUUCAGCUUUGAUCAUGUCGCCAAUUCUCAUCAACGAGUUAGCUCCAGUCAACCGCCGUGGUUUGUUGGGAUCUUUGUUGCAACUAGCUGUUACUGUUGGCAUUUUCUUGGCGCAAGUAGUCUCGUAUUUCUUCUCCAAUGACCAGCAAUGGAGAGUCAUAUUUGCUUUUGCUGCUGGGAUGGGCUUGCUUCAGUUUGCUUUGUUAUUUUCAGUAUCAGAGUCUCCCAAAUGGAUGGUUGUCCAAGUCGGCGACCACAGAUCUGCUACCGAUAUCUUACAUGCUUUGAGAAGUGAUAGAACCACUGUAGACUACGAGAUUAACCAUUGGAGACAACUCUCUAGUAGAACCAACUUGACUCAAUCUCCUUCAGAAACUUCAGCCUUGUUGAGCGGAAGUAGUAUUACCACCAGAGAGUUCAUGUUUGCCAGAAAGUACCGUGACCAGUUUCUUGCUAUUGUAGUGAUCAUGACUUCACAGCAGUUGGUGGGUAUGAAUGCCAUAGUAUACUACGGAGUGAGAAUUCUUAACAAUUUAUUCGGCAAUCAUAGUUCUGGAACAGACUAUGUUUUGGUAUUGAGUUGUUCGUUUUCGUUCUGUAAUGUGUUAAGUGCCAUUGGUAUCUCGCCUUUUGUGGACAGAAUCGGACGCAAGACCCUUCUUUUGAGUUCUAUACUCAUGUGUGGUAUAUGCUCGCUAGUCAUAGCAGUUGGUAUCAUAAACCACUACGACGUAGCGGUAGUUACUGCCUGUUUUGGAUUCAUCAUUGGCUUUUCCAUUGGUUUGGGACCAAUUCCAUUCUUGAUGAUAUCUGAGUUAGCAGACCAUGAAGUAGUUGGUAUUGCCCAAUCGAUCGGUACGUGUACCAACUGGAUUGCCAAUAUAUUGAUUGCAUACUCGUUCCCAAUCUUGCAAAACACAAUGGGUGGGUCUGUUUUCUUUAUCUUUGUGGCCAUCAGUGUCAUUUACUUGUGGGCUACUUGGUUCUAUGUUCCUGAAACUAGGAAUUUCAAGACCCCUAAGGAUGUGUGGGUAGCAUUCACAGGAACAUACUUAUAAUCACAUUCAACUAUUCCCAAAGACAUUAUCAGCAGUUUAAUAAAAAUAAAGGACAAUAAAAUGAGAUUCAAUUACUGUACAAAGGUUCGGUUCGAUGCUUAGUUCCGAUAUAUAUAGACAGCAGAUUACAGUAUAGUAAUAUAUAAACUAUGGUUUGAUACUG